AUGGUACCUCAACAAACGGAGUCCCCUUCUCUGGAGCUAUCAGCGCUCACCAAGCUUAUCGAUUCUUCCUCUGCCUCCGGGCGGCCCCUCGCCGCAACCACGAUCCAGAUUCUCCACAAUCUCCAGCAUCAACAUUUAUGGACUUCCCUACAGAUCCAUGACAUCUCGACCCCCUCCAACGCCACAGGUAUGGGGAAUAUUGAGGGUUCAAUCUCAACUGCAUUCGAUACUCCGCCAACCCUGAUAUCGGGUAUUCCCCCACAUCGCGUGUACACACACCCCGACGAGCAGCUCUUUAUGCUAGAAAAGGGUAUCCAGGAAGAUGACCUCCAGCCAGAAAGGCUGUUCGUGAUUCCCACUGCCCAGGGGCAACCAUGGAGCCUGCGGCGUAUGGCCGCGGUCUUUGAUGCGUUGCCUAGUCUUGAGUCUUCGCAGCGCGAGCCAGUGAUAUCUACCGAGGCGACUGAUACUGUGGAUUCCGAAAAGGCAAAGAAGCUCGACGAAUAUUACGAGAGAAAGGGACACGCACGCGUCACCAAAGAGUGGGGCACCAAGCGAGUCCUUUUGGCAAUGGUGAACAAGGGUAUGGGUGGAGAAGGGACAGUGGUCUACUACAUCGUGCAGGAGGGCGAAGUCAAGCCUCGGCAGAACUAA
Penicillium canariense is the source of this 654-nucleotide messenger RNA. RefSeq lists its product as uncharacterized. Gene Ontology annotation, biological process: tRNA-type intron splice site recognition and cleavage; tRNA splicing, via endonucleolytic cleavage and ligation. Bases 1 to 654 code for a protein of 217 amino acids. Gene Ontology annotation, molecular function: nucleic acid binding. The transcript has a single exon. The record is from RefSeq and is a predicted model, not a curated record. Gene Ontology annotation, cellular component: tRNA-intron endonuclease complex. Lineage: Eukaryota; Fungi; Ascomycota; Eurotiomycetes; Eurotiales; Aspergillaceae.